This is a messenger RNA of Penicillium atrosanguineum, 1770 nucleotides long. RefSeq lists its product as uncharacterized. NCBI's taxonomy places the organism in Eukaryota, Fungi, Ascomycota, Eurotiomycetes, Eurotiales, Aspergillaceae. The record is from RefSeq and is a predicted model, not a curated record. The transcript is spliced from 4 exons. Gene Ontology annotation, biological process: positive regulation of transcription by RNA polymerase II. Bases 1 to 1770 code for a protein of 589 amino acids. Gene Ontology annotation, cellular component: nucleus. Gene Ontology annotation, molecular function: DNA-binding transcription factor activity; transcription cis-regulatory region binding.
AUGUUCUAUCAGUGGGAGCAGGCUCCGAAUCUGGAUCGGCGUCAUCGGCCGCGAACGCGGAAUGGGUGCCUGACUUGUCGUAUUAAAACAAAGAAAUUGCGCCAGCGAUUGCAGCAACAACCUCAGAAUGUCCAGUCUGAGGCGGAUGUUACAGACCAGACCGUAUCUUCCAUCACUGAUGCCACAGGCCGCGAAGAUUCUCUUCCUGGCGACGAUUCGAGCUUCAAUCACACAUUCAACUAUGCGAGUUUCAUGUGGGACGACUAUUCCUCCAACCUAUCUCCGAGUUGGGAUACCCUUGAACUCUCCUCCUCUCAUGAGCUGGUUCCCUGGCCAGAUACAUCAUUGACAGAAACAACGUCUAUUGCUUUCCAGUACACAAAAUCCACGGCAAACAAUGCAGCUUUGAUCGACCGACAGCCAAAAUCCAAUCUCCCAUCACCAAUGGGAUCUACUCGUCUAGCAAUCGGCUGGAGCGAAGCCCAACUGGCUGAGUAUUUCUCUCAAUCAGCAGCCCCGCCAAUUUUAGCAACAGUCGAGACAAGUGCUCGGUGGUAUUGGAUGCGCAAACAGCUGAUAUCAAUGACUUCAACAUCCCGCAUGGUCAAAUCAGGCGUUAUUGCCUUUGUUGCACUAGAAUUGGAAUCUGCAGGCACCUUGGAGCCAGCAACCUACACAAGAUACUACCGAAAUGCAAAAAAGGGAUUAGAAGAAUGCUUGAGGGAUAUCAGUCAUGAUCACGAGAUGAUUUCGUCCCAACUCCGACAUAUUCUGGCUGUUCUUUUUUUACUGUCCUAUAUCGAUCUCCUCACAAAAGACGUUUCAAAUGCGCAUGCCAAUCUACGGGAAGGCUUUAAUGCUUUGCAGAUGGUUGAGAUUGGGAAUUUGUGUGUUACAGAAAAACGUCUUCUAUCUUGGCUCCGACUACUUGACGCAAGAGCCGUGAGCGCUGGUGGUGAAGGAUUAUUUCUGACGGAAGAAGAAAGUACAAUCAACACAGAUCUUCGAUCACCAGAUAGCUCUAUAGGAGAAGUCGACUCAGGGCUGGACGAUGCAGAGACAGCACUUGAAGAUUUCGUGAUGCGCCCUGCAUUCUUAUAUUUCCAAAAAGUGCAGCUAUUUAUGGGCCGAAUCUCCAAAAUCGACCCAUGGCACCGCCGUCGGGGAACGGUUGAAGACGAAACAGAGGUUAUGGUUAUUGCAGCAUCUAUAGCUCGUGACAUCAGAUCACUUUACCACCAGCGACCACCAUUGAUGGACCACGCUGUUGCCGGGAGGCUUUCCACGCUUUUAUCACCGGGACUGGCGGAAACUAUCACUCGAACCAUGAGAGUAUAUCAUGCAAACUACUAUGCAAGCUUCAUUCAUCUCCAUCGAGUCGCGUACAAAAAUCUCCCUCGUACAACCGAUGUAAUCAAGGCCAUGGAUGAGAUUCGCCAGGUAACUCGACUCAUUUUGGAAAGCCCGUGCACAUCGUCGCCAUCAAAAACGUCAACAAUAAGCACACCAGAUUCCUCCGCGGGAUCUGUGCAUUUACUACCUGUCAAUAUGCUUUGGCCUCUUUUGAUGCUAGGAGCCGAGACAGAAGACACCGACGAACGAACGUGGGUGCUGUCAUGCAUCAAGGGGAUGCAGAACGUUGCCUCCAAUGCGGGAAUUACCCAUGACGUCCUUCAAGAAGUUAUACGGGUACAAGAUGAAACCAAGCAGCGGAUGGAUAUCCGCAAAGUGAUGCACGCGAUCUUCGAUCGUGCAUUUGCUAUUGUGUAA